Molecule: messenger RNA, 312 nt
Organism: Strongylus vulgaris
Lineage: Eukaryota; Metazoa; Nematoda; Chromadorea; Rhabditida; Strongylidae
Source: the annotation of a GenBank genome assembly
GAAAAUGGUAACAAUCCGUGCAGUUUCGAAGAGAAACAACGUUUUUCAGUACUGGCUUCACAGCGCAGAACCACGACGAUUCUUGCUUCCAUGGUGUUACUAUUCGGCUUUACAUGGCUUCCACACAAUGUUUAUACUCUAAUCAUUGAAUACGACGAAGCAAUCUUCCACAAUGGUGAAAGCGAUAACACCUAUAUCGUUUCGAUGAUAGCUCAUCUGGGAAAAGUGAGAGCGCCAGCGAAAUUUACAAAUGCGAAGAAUACCAUAAUCAGGGUCGCAAAAUCCGACACAUCACAAGAGAAAGCCUUUUGA